Rattus norvegicus (Norway rat) is the source of this 4393-nucleotide messenger RNA. Lineage: Eukaryota; Metazoa; Chordata; Mammalia; Rodentia; Muridae. The record is from RefSeq and is a predicted model, not a curated record.
UUAAUUUUUUUAAAAUCAGGGUCUCAUGUAGCCCAAGGCUGGCCUUGAACUCGUAUAGUAGAGGCCGACCUCCAGUUCCUGAUCCUCCUGCUCUAGACUAUCGUGUGCCCCCAGGAGCUUUUAAAAGAGUUUAAAUGGUAGCUAUUAAAAAGAGCAUUUGCCAGGAUUAGCCUGGACAGAGGCCCCUGGGAUGGCUGUGAGUAUAAGAACUGUGUGGUUUCACCUCCCUAGACAGCCUCCCUGGCCUCCCUGACUCUGUGCCCCUCCCCAUAGCACACUCUGCUGUCUCACCCAGGACCUCAAGCUCAAGAAACCAUGUCUUUCUUCCCUUACGGACCUGGAGCUCCUGCCUCUCUCUUAUACCUUGGCACCCGUGUAUCUGGUCAAACACACAGCUCUCCCUCUUUCUCUGAAGUAAAGAAGACUCUAGAACUCAGCCAGGUGUGGGGAAUCCUCAAGCAGAGCUUCCCACCGACUGUCCUACAUCUCCUGACCUCAGCCAGAUAGCAGACCUUGGGUGUCAUGGCAACCUAAUCUUGUCUCACCGAGUUGAGUCUGUGGGCUCAAUGUGGGCGCAUCUUGGAUCUGUCUCUGCCAUUGCUGCUGAUACUAAAAGCACAGUUUGGGAACCUGGCCCACUUCACUGCAAAGGCUGGCAGACCCUCACUAGAAAAGCUAGCCUGGGUGGGCAGACCCCAUCCAGUACUGAGAGCUGGACUGUGAGAGAGUUGGUGAGGCUUGUACUAUGACAGGUCCCCCCAUGUCUCCGCUCUGAGUUACCCUAGGAAAAAGCAUGAGGAGGGAUGGUCCUUGUGAGGCCAUUGAGGUCCCCAUGCACGAUGAGAGUAAGGCAAGCACAUGACCUCAUCUGUAGCAUGAGCGUCCUUACCGUGUGUCUCUGGGCCAAGUGAUGUGAAACACUGUUGGUGCACUCUAUCCAGACCGUGCAAAGGGGCUGUUCUAGCUGCCAGGACCUGGACAGUCCUGGUUUUCCUCUACAUUCUUCAGUGGAGGAGGAAGGACUUCCCCUAGGGUUGCACGCUUUUGGUUUUGCCUUCUCUGGGGGCGAGUCGCUGCAGUGGUGGUUAGUGGAGGUGGUGCGACUGAGUCGUUGUUCUGCGGGUUCUGCACAGCUCUGAGCAGUCUCCUGGCGGGUGUGAGGUGGGAGCUGCUGCGGGUGGAGACAGCCAGCUCUGCAGAAGGGAGCUCCGCUGCAGUGGCACUGCCUGACGCUGGGCCAGGCAGGCUGACGCCCGCCUGGCUGGUAAUGCUGCACUCUCGGGGAGCUGCAGGAACGAGUGACUUGUUGGAGGAAAGAAACAAGGACAAGGGUACGGAGGCUGGCUGAGGGCAAGGGUCACACAGGCAGGCCGUCCAGUCUCCUGCGCUGAGAAGGGCUGGGAACAGACUUCGUGCAGGCUGGAGAGAAGCACUACCACCCUUCAUGUGCGCUAUGCGUCAGGUGCGGCCAGAUGUUCUCAGAGGGCGAGGAGAUGUACCUGCAAGGUUCCUCCAUCUGGCAUCCGGCAUGUCGGCAAGCAGCCAGGACUGAAGACAAGAGCAAGAUGCACAGCUCUGUUUGCAGUCAGCCCUGCCCGGGCACCCUGCCCUGUGCCUUACAGGAAACCAGGACUUCCUCAGAGAGCAUUGUCUCUGUGCCUGCCUCCAGCACAUCGGGGUCCCCAAGCCGUGUGAUCUAUGCAAAGCUUGGUGAUGAGAUCCUGGACUACAGGGAUUUGGCUGCUCUUCCCAAAAACAAAGCGAUCUACAACAUCGACCGCCCCGACAUGAUCUCCUAUUCGCCCUACAUUAGCCACUCGGCUGUGGGGGACAGGCAGAGCUAUGGUGAGUCACCUCAGUUGCUCUCACCAACGCCGACUGAGGGGGAUCAGGAUGAUCGGUCCUACAAGCAGUGCAGGACCUCCAGCCCCAGCUCUGCUGGCUCAGUCAGCCUUGGGCACUACACUCCAACGUCACGAUCACCCCAGCACUACAGUCGUCCAGCUGGUACUGUGAGUGUUGGUACCAGUAGCUGUCUGUCCCUGUCCCAACACCCAAGCCCUACAUCCGUGUUCAGACAUCAUUACAUCCCCUACUUCCGAGGCAGCGAAAGUGGCCGUAGCACUCCAAGUCUCUCAGUGCACUCCGACAGCAGGCCUCCUUCCUCUACCUAUCAGCAGGCUCCGAGACACUUCCACGUCCCAGACACUGGCGUAAAAGAUAACAUCUAUAGGAAACCCCCUAUCUACAAACAGCACGGUCCUGUAGCCCAGUCCCCAAUGUCCAAGCUCUCUGGCCUGGUGUCAGUUUUGUCCUUGGUGGUGCAGGAGGCAGGGCGCUCCAAGAGAUGGGCAGGGCUGAGCCCACCGCAGGCUGCAGCCGCCAGGCGACUGGACGUGGAGGACAGCAGUUUCGACCAGGAUAGCAGGAAGAAGACAACGUGGCUGCUCCUCAAGGGAGAUGCAGACACCAGAACUAACUCUCCGGACUUGGACAGUCAGUCUCUGUCCCUCAGCAGUGGGGCUGAUCAAGAACCUCUCCAAAGGAUGCCAGGGGACAGCCUCUACUCACGCUUCCCUUAUUCCAAACCCGACACUCUCCCAGGACCCAGGAAGGAUGGCCUGGACCUCCGGAUUUAUCCCUAUGAUUCCCUCAUCGUAACAAACCGAAUUCGUGUGAAACUGCCCAAAGAUGUAGACCGGACACGGCUGGAGAGACACCUAUCACCUGAAGAGUUCCAAGAAGUGUUUGGGAUGAGCAUCGAGGAGUUUGACCGCCUGGCCCUGUGGAAGAGGAAUGACCUCAAGAAGAAAGCCUUGCUGUUCUGACAGCUGCCAACGUCUUACCAGGAGCCUGCUGGGGGCGUAGGGCUGAAGGACCCCACUGGCCCCUCCAAAAUCCCCUCCUGCACCUUGCUCUGCUUCUCCGUGUCAGUGGGGCAGGCAGGGUGCCUGCAGGAGGCAGGGUGGGGCCAGGUCCUGAGGAGCAUCCAGCAGGCAUGGUCCCUUGUGUAGCAAGGAUGCUCCUGCCUGUAGUUUAGGGCCACGUGCCAGCUUGACCCACUCCUUCCCGCCACAGCUGGGCAUCGGGGCAGUGUUGCAGCUAUCCUAGGAGACGGGGCAGAGCAUUCAGCCAGCCCAGCACCUUCCCAGGGCACCUGGUGUGCUCACACCUGUGCUAGGCACUGGGGCACAGAGUGUCUGGGAUGUGAGUGAAAGGCUUGUCAGUGGCAGACCCUGACACAGUAGUAAUGGUAAGUGCAAGACUCCUCAGUGCACGAGGAGGCAUCGGGCAGACUGGCAGGCUGAGGCAGGGGAGCCAGGCCAGUGUCUGAGAGGCAGUGGGGCUGUGUUUUUCGCAGUUAUUGUGAUGGAUCUUUUCUGGGGAAUGAAUGUCGACCUGACAGGGUGCCCCCCACUAGUGCUGUGCAUUUGUAUUGUGCCCUUCUUCCGGAUCACCCCCUUAGUUGCCUAAAUGAUAUCUUUCAAGUUACACAGAAGUUUUUAUUUUAUUAAAAAGUAUCGCUUCCUUACACAUAAGAAGACAUAUAUGCAGAGUUUAGUUUUACGGUCCCCGAGAAGGGGAGCGCCUCCGCCUUACACCCCCACCAACCCCCGCCCGCCCAUCAUGCAGGCCUCUGUGCUUCCAGUCCUCGGCGUUCCUCACAGACAAGAGCCAGUCUGUUUCCCUCCGCCCCUGCUCCUUUGUAUGUGUCACACAGACAGCCUCAAAGACACUGGCUCAGCAGUGCAGUUUGUAAAUACAUGUGAAAUGUAUCCAUCUUUUCCCCUCUCUGUCAUUUUCCCAAGUCCCAAAGAGAAGAGCGCCCCCUGAUGGCCAAAGCCCUAGAAUAAAGGUUUCCCCACUGUGGCCUAGUCUCACAUAAACCUAACCAGUCUUCCCUGGUAAAGACACUCACUGUAGCCCCCACCACACAAAACAUGCAUGCCCAGGAAGCAUGCUGUCACAGGACAUGGGCUCUGAAUGCAGCGGCAGAGAUCAACAACUAGAGGUGGUGCCUCCUCCAACCUGGGUGUCCAGAAGUGGGGACUAGCUGGGGCCCUGGUAACAGGUACGGAAGAGCACCCCUCCUGCAGGAUGCAUGGACACUGUGGUCCUGGGUGACUCUAACUGUCCCCUCCUCUGGGUUGUCCUCAUUCUCUCACAUCCUGGGACAUGCCGGGUGUCAUUUUGUGCUGGGGUUCUCACCAGCCUGGCUGGGCCAUGGAGGGGAACUUUUGGUACUUAGGUCUGCUUCCUGUCACUUAACAGUCUGGACCUGCGCAACUGGAAACCCCCACCUCCUCACUCACGAGGUGUCUCGUCCUAUCUGAUCCCUGGGACACCUGGGAAAAAUAAACGGUGACACACUGUAAAUUGUGAAAGGACAGAA